Molecule: messenger RNA, 1110 nt
Organism: Mesorhabditis spiculigera
Lineage: Eukaryota; Metazoa; Nematoda; Chromadorea; Rhabditida; Rhabditidae
Source: the annotation of a GenBank genome assembly
AUGGUGGUCUCAAUCGUCACUCACCUCAGGAGUUCUCUGUAUGUCUUCUGCGCACCCAGAGGUGUAGAAGGCACACUUCGCGCCGGCGUGCUCGAACAGAACACGGUUGAUCUCAUGGUCGAGACCGGACUCGGUGAUCGACUGAAGCGGGAGGGCCUCGAACAUCACGGAAUCGAGCUGCGAUUCGGCGGGCGAGGGCACCGAAUCGCGUUCGACGAAUUGACUGACGGGCGCGCCGUCACGGUGUAUCCGCGCACGAGGCUCGAGUGCGCCCUGGUGGCCGGUUGCGACGGAUCACGUACGCAAACGCGAAAGCUGGAUUCCCGAACCGUCGAUCCGAACGGAUCAUUUCCGCCAGUAUCCCUUCGCGUGGUUCGGCAUCCUGGCCGGGCUCCGCCGUCAUCGGAAGAAUUGAUCUACGCCAACCAUGAGCGUGGGUUUGCGCUGAUCAGCACGCGGACGCCCGAGGUGCAGCGUCAUUACCUCCAGGUCGAUCCGGACGACUCCGUGGACAACUGGUCCGACGAUCGAAUCUGGGACGAGCUGCACAUGCGCGUCGACGGCGAGGGCGCAGAGAUCAAGGACGGCAGGAUCUUUCAGAAAUCGAUCCUUCAGUUCCGCAGCUUCGUUUGUGAACCGAUGCAGCACGGCAACCUGUUUCUUGCCGGCGAUGCGGCGCACACCGUGCCGCCGACCGGUGCGAAGGGUAUGAAUCUCGCGAUCGCCGACGUUUACGCUCUGGCGAAGGCAAUGGACAGUUUCUUCACCUCGUCCGACCGAAAGAUGUUGGACGGGUACACCGAAACGGUGCUGCCGCGUGUGGCGGACGCAGCACUUCUCGUGGUGGAUGUCGUCGAUGCUCCAUCGCUUGCCAGACGACAGCGGUUUCGGGCAUCGCCGUCAAUUGGCCGAGUUGGACAUGGUCACGCGUUCGGUCGCCGGACGAACGCUGAUCGCCGAGAACUACAUUUUGCGGUGCGUAAUCAGUGGAGCGGGUGCCUUGAUGGUGUACCAGUUGCCAUCCGAUCGGGGGACGUAUCCGUCGGCGAUGAUUCGACCGGUCAAGUUGUGAACUUCGAUGCCGUCGCCGUCGAUGGGUUCGUUUCGCAG